This is a messenger RNA of Talaromyces stipitatus ATCC 10500, 1512 nucleotides long. RefSeq names its product vacuolar aspartyl aminopeptidase Lap4, putative. Gene Ontology annotation, biological process: proteolysis. Gene Ontology annotation, cellular component: fungal-type vacuole. NCBI's taxonomy places the organism in Eukaryota, Fungi, Ascomycota, Eurotiomycetes, Eurotiales, Trichocomaceae. Gene Ontology annotation, molecular function: zinc ion binding; metalloaminopeptidase activity. The transcript has 2 exons. The coding region runs from base 1 to 1512 and encodes 503 amino acids. The record is from RefSeq and is a predicted model, not a curated record.
AUGACGAAGCAACGAAUCUCAUCCCUUCACUCCUCGGUCUCGCGCCUGCAGCUAUCCGAGCCUGUCGCUGUGGAGGAACCAAGCCCGAAAGCUUCCCCGCAGCAACCACAGCAAUCGGCCACCAGCUUUUCUCCAGAAGCUUACACCCAGCCAUUUAUUGACUUCAUAAGCAAAAAUCCUACUAUCUUUCAUGCUGUGAACCAUUUCAGCAAGCAGCUCGAAGCUCAGGGGUACACGAAGCUAUCCGAACGAGACACGUGGACAUCCGAAUUGAAGCGCGGCGGAAAUUCGCUGAUCGCCUUUGUCGUGGGUACCGGGUAUAAGAGUGGGAAUGGUAUUGGUCUGGUCGCCGGACACAUCGAUGCGUUGACCGCCAAAUUGAAACCCGUGCCAACGUUGCCGACCAAGGUUGGAUUCAAACAGCUAGCAGUUGCUCCAUAUGCCGGUGCCCUGAACAAGACCUGGUGGGAUCGCGACUUGGGCAUUGGUGGUCGUGUCCUGGUAAAGGGCACAGAUGGUGUGAUAAAGACCAAGCUGGUCAAGCUGGACUGGCCCAUCGCUCGUAUCCCAACUUUGGCUCCCCAUUUUGGCACAGCCUCCACGGCCGCUAACCCUGAAACCAAUAUGGUUCCUAUUAUCGGAAUUGAUAACUCCGACUUAUUUGGUAGCCCAUCUGGCUCUGAUGAGAAGCUGGACGGUAUUAAGCCUGGCACGUUUGCAGCCACUCAACCUCCCAAACUAGUUCAGAUCAUCGCGGGAGAACUUGGUGUUACCGACUAUAGCAGUAUCAUCAACUGGGAGUUGGAGCUCUUUGAUAGCCAACCGGCACAACUCGGUGGUCUUGAGAAAGAUUUCAUCUUUGCUGGUCGUAUUGACGACAAACUCUGCUGCUUCGCAGCUCAGGAAGCUCUCCUCGCUUCUCCCGACUCGACUUCACCGGGUUUGGUUAAGCUGGUUGGCAUGUUCGACGAUGAGGAAGUCGGCUCUCUCCUCCGUCAAGGUGCACGGUCAACUUAUCUGAGCAGCGUCAUCGAGCGUAUCGUCGAGGCAUUUGCUGAUGGUAACUACGGACCAAACCUUUACAACCAGACUAUCGCCAACAGUUUCUUGAUCUCAUCUGAUGUCAUUCAUGCCGUGAAUCCCAACUACCUUAACGCCUACCUGGAGAACCACAUGCCGCGGUUGAAUGUCGGUGUGACUGUUUCCGCAGAUCCCAACGGACAUAUGGCUACCGAUGCAGUGAGCCAUGCAAUCCUUCAACAAGUUGCCGAAAAGUCGGGUUCAACUUUACAAAUCUUCCAGAUCAGAAACGAUUCCCGAUCAGGUGGCACUAUUGGCCCUAUGACCAGCGCUCAAAUUGGAUUGAGGACCAUCGAUGCCGGCAUUCCGCAAUUAAGCAUGCAUAGCAUUCGAGCAACAACGGGAAGUUUGGAUCCGGGUUUGGGCGUGAAGUUGUUCAAGGGUUUUUUUGACCAUUUUGAGGAGAUUGAUAAGAACUUUCCAAGUCUUUGA